AUGCGCCAGAGAUAUAUCUCUUACUUGGGGCUUCUCUUGAUGGCUGCUUCUGUCAAUGCACAAGGCACCUCCAGCAACAUUACCAGCCCCACUCGUGAAGAUGGAGAUGACGAUCAUCUGUCCUCUGGAGAUGAUGAUUAUUAUGACUACUAUUACACACCACUGGAAGUGCAGCUGGUGACAUACCUUCCCAAGCCAUUCUCACUAAUCUCUUUGGUGUGUUCUUAUGUUAUAAUUCGAGAGAUUUUGUGUGAGAAGAAACUCAGAGGAAGAGUUGGCGGUACACCCAUUAAUAGGAUGCUCAUGGCCAUGGCCAUUGGAGACAUUUUCUUUAGUUUGGCCUAUUUUCUUGGUCUUUGGGCCGCACCUCAAGAAGCAUCAUUUGGGCUGGAAGGGCAAGGUACUGUGGGAUCAUGUACCUUUCAAGGAUUCUUAUUCCAGCUGGGGAUUAUGGUAUCGGUCAUGUCAAGCUACUCAUUAUCAAUCUUCUAUAUACUUUUGGUGUGCCGAAACUGGAGAGAUAGUGAUUUGGAAGACUGGGAAUAUCCGAUUCAUGGCGUAAUAUGGCUCAUUUCACUGGGGCUAGCAAUCUACCCGAUUCCUUUGGAGUUAUACAACAGCAAUGGUCCAACAUGUUGGGUUGAUUCUUUCCCCGCAGAUUGUGCUGGCGAUGACUGUAUUCGAGGGCCGGAUCCCACACUCCACCAGCUAGCCCUGACAAGUGUAGCAUUUGCCUUUCUGCCGCUCAGCUUGAUUUUAAAACAUGGGAUUCUUAUUGUACAGAGUGUGUCGUGUCGAGAACACUACCAGGCGUCAACUGCAGUUGCAAAGCAGGCACUAUUCUACACACUUGCCUUCAUCAUGGCAUACCUUCCUGAUCUGGUUUUGACAAUUGCAUACACAGUAGAUGAGACUUACCAUGUUGUCACAGACAGCUUGGCAUAUGGAAUUCUCUUGCCAUCUGCAGGGACAUUCAACUUUCUUGUAUUCUCCAGACUUCGGAGAAUGAAAACGCCGGAAGGCCGCAUCCUCAGGCGCAUCUUCUUUUGCUUGUACUGCAGGGCCCCCAUGGAUACAAUGACUGCAGUAUUUGCUCGAACUGACAGAGGGAGCACAAAUGCACCAACCAGCUCCAAUGUACCUGCGGAUGUUGAGAUAAUUGCAGAAUUAUCAACUGAGGAAGCAAAUGGAAGUAAAACACGCACGGCCAAGGUUGCCAUCAAACCACCGACAGAUGAGGAUGUUGAAAGCGGCCCGCCGCCGCUCAUUUCCAUGGCGGCUGAUGGGAGCAAUGAUGAGUUUGCUAGUGCCUGA
This is a messenger RNA of Seminavis robusta, 1314 nucleotides long. The record is from the annotation of a GenBank genome assembly. Lineage: Eukaryota; Bacillariophyta; Bacillariophyceae; Naviculales; Naviculaceae.